Messenger RNA from Mesorhabditis belari, 780 nucleotides. Lineage: Eukaryota; Metazoa; Nematoda; Chromadorea; Rhabditida; Rhabditidae. The record is from the annotation of a GenBank genome assembly.
AUGAUUGAGGCGGGGGAAGAAUUUGGACCGUCGACACCAUACGGCACCGCGCUGCUAAAAGUUGCACAAACUGAGCAGAAGAUCGGCCAAACCGAGAAAGAAUUCGUCGCCCAAUCCGCCAGCCACACCCUGCUACCAAUUCGACGAUUUCUCGAAGGAGACAUGCGGACGAUCCAGAAAGAGCGAAAAGUGCUGCAGAGCAAGCGUUUGGACCUGGACGCGUGCAAGAGUCGGCUGAAAAAGGCGAAAACAAUGGAAACACAGACAGCGGGAAACAGCCGCACCACUGGCGGUUUUACGGUGGAACAGGCGGAAGCCGAUUUGCGAGUGGCACAAGCCGAAUUCGAUAAACAGGCCGAGAUCACAAAGCUUUUGCUUGAGGGAAUACAAACGGCACAUAACGGUCAACUCAAAUGUUUACGUGACUUUGUCGAAGCUCAGAUGUCCUUCUUCGCCCAAGCACAUCAACACAUGGCCGAUUUGCAGCGAGAACUUUCGGGAACACUUUCUCUUGGAAAUGCGCAAAUCCUUGUGACGAAUACUUUCGGGAAAUCGCUAGGAUCGAUGCCUGGAGCGGGAAAAUCAAUGGACCCGGAUGAUUUGUCCACGAAACAAGCUCGCGUUUUGAUGGAUUACGAUGCGGUGUUGCCGAGUGAGAUCACUGUUAAGGAGAAUGAUAUCUUGAUCGUCUACCGUCUCCCCGGGAUGGAUCCCGAAUUCGUGAUGGCCGAAAAGGGUGGAAGUCGGGGGAAAGUGCCGAUCUCAUACUUGGAGAUUCUU